CACAGCUUUUCUAAUUUCCGCUUUUAGUUUUGGUGUUUGUGAAUAACAAUUAACACUGUCUGAACCUGCCCAGCCAUUCUGCAAAUAAAGGAUUGCAACAAACCGUUUCUACAUGUCAGCAUGUAGGCAAUACAGAAAUAGAUGGAUAGGCUUCUCCUUGUUCAGUUGUUGGGUAACUUGUCCAAGUCUUGUUUGGAGUAAUAUUGGGAAACUACUUCCUAAGUCUGAAUUACAAACUGGAUCAGAAUAUCAGUUGAAUUCAAAUGUUGCAGUGAAAUCUGAUCAACAAUCUUUUGAUGAUUCUGUUUUCCUCACAAUAUCAAAUAGAGGAGAUGUUGAAGAAAAUGUCACAGGCGAACAAGAAUCUGCAGAACCAACAAUAACAACUUUAAACACAGUCAAGAGUACUAUUCAAGAUGAGAAUGAACCUUUGGGGUUUCCUGCACAAUUACCAACUUUUUCAAAUGAUCAACCAAAUGAACUCAUAACUCCAUCAAUUAAUGUUUCAACCGCCUCAUCAAACUUAUCCACUGUCAUUGAAGAUGUCAAAUCGAAACAAAGAAAAAUUUCAAAUCCACUUGCACAACCUGAAGUUUCAUUUACAGAUGCUAAAGAAACUGAACUGUAUUCAAAAUUAACAGUUACCAAUGAAAUUCCAAUAACAUGUAAAAGAAACCAUGCAUUUCUGUAUAAAAAUAAAUUGGGAUCAGGGAGGAAAGGGAAAUGUAUAAAAUUUGCCAAUGAAUGGUACACCCCAUCUGAGUUUGAAAUAUUCAGUGGUUUGGAAAUGUCUAAAGAUUGGAAAAGAAGUUUGAGAUAUGGAGGAAGAUCUCUUCUGAAUUUAGUUAAUCGUGGAUAUCUUCGGCCUCAUGCGGCAACAUGUACUUGUGGUAUUUGCAGUGAAGAUCCAUCAUUGACAGGGCCUGUACUUUACUACACUCCAAAAAUUCGAAGAAAACGUAGUGCAACUGCAUCAUUGUCUACUGGAUCUUUGUCUGUGGAGCAUGAUAGUUUUCGACCGAGUACUGCACCACCAAUAAAGCAAUUUUCACAACCAUUUGCGAUUCCGAAUCCAAGACUAACUUUUGAAAAUGAAAAAGAUCUACCUUCUCAACUACCAGCUGAUAUUGUUGAUGUUUUGAAAUCGACAAAUCUGCCUCUCACGAAAGAAACGAGGCGUUUAUUUCAAGCACUAGCUGAGAAUGAACAAAAAGACAGAAAGAUUUGGUCAAAACUGGAGAAAAAAGCCGAAUCCAUGAUGGAAAAGUUUGAACAAUUGCAGCAAAGUAUUUUUAAUGCUAAGAAAGAAUCAGAAGAUAGGAGAGAUAAGAUUCUAAAAGAAAUGUACAUUGUUCUCACAGAUCAGAAUGUUAGUCAUUAUGUUCCGAAUCACUCCACAUCCCAUCUUGUGAAGACCUUGGAUGCAGAAAAAAAAUUUUGUGAAGAUAUCCAUGAAGAAGAAGAUGACGAAGUACCUGAAAUAUGUGGUGCCUGUGGGAAUCCAGCAAAUAGUGAAUGCACUGGAUGUAGAAAAGCAACAUACUGUUCUACGGAAUGUCAAGAAAUGGAUUGGAACCGGGGACACAGAGAUGUAUGCAGAAGCCUUGCAAAUCAAGAUUCGAAUAGCAGCACUAACACUGAGAUACAGAUGUGAAUAAAUAAUGUUAUCUUGGUACAAUGAAAGUCAAGGGAGUGUUGAGUCGACUCCAGAAUGUGCUAAAAUUUUAAUCACUCAAAUGACUCUCUGUUCGAUCAAAAACUGAAUUUUUGUGCAAAAACAACGAAUUUAUUUUAAAAAGACAGGUCUUUCAUCACAAUAAUAUUAUACAAUAACUUUUCCCUCGAUGAAUAGUUACAAUCAGCUUAGCAUUCAAUUAGCCAUUUGUAAUGAAGUGACGUUUUUUUCUUAUAGAAAUAGUCAUGUACGAAUCCCAGUAAUAGAUACCAAAGGCUUUGUUAUAUUUGCUGUAAUCUUAAUUUGUUAUAUCUGGAUUCUCAUCUCAAUCAUGUUGUAAUAAAUUGCAUUACACUUUGCAGAUAAAGA
Messenger RNA from Styela clava, 2044 nucleotides. Lineage: Eukaryota; Metazoa; Chordata; Ascidiacea; Stolidobranchia; Styelidae. The record is from RefSeq and is a predicted model, not a curated record.